Molecule: messenger RNA, 732 nt
Organism: Aspergillus pseudotamarii
Lineage: Eukaryota; Fungi; Ascomycota; Eurotiomycetes; Eurotiales; Aspergillaceae
Product: cupin domain-containing protein
Exons: 3
Coding region: 220-639 (139 amino acids)
Source: RefSeq, a predicted model, not a curated record
GUUCUCCACCUGCAGCUAUCCCGGCUUCAGUCAUGCUACUCAGUGUUCAUGGAUCCGUGCUUCAACUCUGGUUCAUCACAUCCAGACCACCCGAAACGUAUAAGUAGGCCCGUCACUGGCGCUGUCGAGGAUUUCAGUUCGUCCAUCAUGCACAGCAGGCCCAGUGAGAUUAUUGAUUACCCAUUGCAGGUGUCGUGUUAUAUAUAAAUACUUUUCGCCAUGGACGAACCGACCUACGAUCCGAGCCGCCCCCUUGCGAGUACCACCCUCGUCUACCAGUAUAAAUUGGUCAACUGCCCUGGGAAGACUACUGUGGGUCUGCUUGUCGAAUACCCACCAGACGGUGCUAGUCCUCCUCAUCGUCAUGGAGGAGCCUCUGUUUCUGCUUAUGUGAUUAAAGGUUCCAUGCUGAACAAAAUGAAUAACGACCCGAUGAAAGUGAUCGACCAGGGAGGAUCUUGGCAUGAAGCCCCAGGGUGCCAUCAUCGCAUUAGUGCCAACCCCAGCAAGACCGAGCCAGCGGUAUUUUUUGCGAACUUUGUGCUUGACACUGAGACGCUCGAGCGGGAGGGACCAGCCGUUCUGGUGCAGUAUGAUGAGGAGUACAAGGAUAUUGUGGCACAGAAGAUGAAAGCUUGAAGUCGGGAGGCCGGUUGGGUACGUCGCGGACGGAUGGGCAAUAUGGUGUCUAAAAGCUUCAAUUAGGCAGUAUAUCUAUCGCCUGUAUGUCUG